This is a messenger RNA of Pogonomyrmex barbatus (red harvester ant), 1392 nucleotides long. RefSeq names its product hemolymph lipopolysaccharide-binding protein-like. The record is from RefSeq and is a predicted model, not a curated record. NCBI's taxonomy places the organism in Eukaryota, Metazoa, Arthropoda, Insecta, Hymenoptera, Formicidae.
UUGGAUGGGUCAUUUAGUUUGCCUCGGUAUGCCGAGCAGUUGGAUAGAAACAUAGGGGCAUGUUGACAAUACAAGGAGGCCUCAGUUCUUCUUUGAUCUCGGCCUGGUUCGCAUGUGUUUCUUCAUAUAAUUUUCGAGAACAAACCAAAUAGAUUAGAAAUCCGAAGAUCUUUGAUUUUCUAUCAGAUUUUAAACAUUUUUUGUGAAUAUUGUGUAUAAUUCUUUAAAAAAAGAUCUCAGUGGAGUACUUUGCAAGGCUAAUCUUCGAAGAGCGACGAAUUUCGCGGGAAGAAUGAUAGUGUACUUCUUACUCGUCAGUUGCAUCGGGCCGCUUGCCGUUCGCAAAGAGUCGUUUGUCUCGGCAGCACCACGGGAUGGGUACAGCUACCCCGAACAGACGACGACCUCCACCGCCACAAGUCUGAACGGGGGCGCACAGGACGCGGCCGCGAGCAUCAAUAAUCCGGAAUCCGCCUGCCCGUGCUUGACAUCGGUCAAUAGCUCGACGAUCCCCGGACAAUCGGACUGGAUGACGCAGCAAAGGCGGCAGCAUCUCGAACAGCUCUACACGCAGAACGUGUUGCUGCACGGCAUGGUGUGCUCGUGUAACGUAGCCCUGCGCGGCGCCCCGAUGAGGGAUGAUUACCGUUACACGGUAGGUAUCGGUGCGCACAAGUUGCACACGAGGGCCGUCAUGUGGAACGACGCGAGGAAGAUCUGUAACGAGGAGGGCGGCUACCUCGCCAUCAUCAAUUCCAUUGCUGAGGAGCAUAUACUGUUGGAUAUAUUUAAUCACUCUGGACCAAUCAAAGAUGCGGCAUAUGCCAAUGAGGCUUUCUUGGGUAUACACGAUCUUUACGCGGAAGGCGAGUGGGUCACGGUGUUGGGUGAUUCAUUGGCGAAAACCGGUUAUACCAGGUGGAGCGAUAAGUGGGGCGGACAACCUGACAACGGAGGCGGCAAACAGCACUGUGGUGCUUUAAUGAAAGAGGGUGGCAUGGACGACGUCGCGUGUGAAGUCCCAUUUCCAUUCUUCUGUGAACUACCGCUGAUGCGGGUUUUACAAUGAGAAAAAAGCGACGGCUCGGUGCACCUGUAAAGAUUAAGCAUCGUUCGCAUCAAGUUUACAUGCCCUUGUACACUACAUCUUAGCACUCGCGCAUUGUAGGAUGGCGGUAUUCUGCAGACAUCAUCCAUGGAUGGUCUGUCUCGAAUAUAGAAAAAGUUUUCUUCCUUUCUUCUCAUGUAAUAUCUUACUAGAAACUUCAAGUUUCCCUCUGUCAUUCUCUGCGAUUGAACAACCACCAAUGAAAUGUCUGAUUUGUUUUAUAAAUGUAUAUGUUUGCAAAUGUAACAUUUUUCUAAAUUUUCUUAAAUUCAUGAAACAAUCUU